This is a messenger RNA of Oppiella nova, 718 nucleotides long. The record is from the annotation of a GenBank genome assembly. NCBI's taxonomy places the organism in Eukaryota, Metazoa, Arthropoda, Arachnida, Sarcoptiformes, Oppiidae.
CAUCGACUAUAGGGUGGGUGCGGAUCGUGUACUCUAUUCGCAGCGGCAGGACUGGUGGAGACCUAUUGGGCCCGAUUGGGACACGGAGUCCAACCCCUGAGUCCGCAACAGAUGAUCGACUGCUAUCCCGACCCCGACCACAACGUGUGCGAAAGUGGCGCCGCCUUUGAGCCCAUUUACGACUAUGUGAGGGAUAAGGGACUCACAUCUUGGGACGAGUAUCCCUACCAGGCCAAGAAAAAUGGGUGCGAUAGGGACCGGGAGGGCCGGACUGUGGCCCGAAUAAACGGGUGGAAUUGGGUGGCGGGCGGUGGCGAUGAGGGGGCCCUUCAUUUGGCGGUUCAAGAUCACGGCCCGUCCGCUAUAGCCAUACACGCGUCCGACUCGUGGGCCAGUUAUCGUCAGGGCAUAUACGACGGCCCCUGCGAUGGGGACGUCAAUCACGCGGUACUUGUGGUGGGCUAUGGCUAUGAUAACGCCUGGGAUCAGAACUUUUGGAUCGUUAAGAACUCGUGGGGAGAGGGCUAUGGAGACCACGGAUACGUCUAUAUGCGUAAGGAUGGCGGCAAUAAGUGCAGGGUUGCCGAUCAUUGUGUCCAGGUGUCUUAAUACUAAUUAAGUUUGCUCAAUUAAGACAUAUUUUAUACUUUUUUAAUGUUGCAAAAAGUUUCAACAAUAAAAUAUGUUUUUUUUGAAUGAAAUCUAAUUGAGUAAUAAA